AUGUUAAGCGCUAUUUUCUGCUAUAUUUUCGAUGAAGAGCGAUUUUCACAAAAUCAGAGAAAUCUCACAGGAGAAACAUAUCACAAGAGAUUUUGUAAAGAUCUCAACGAAUACGAAUCCCUCGAAAUGGUUUCCAAAAAAUUCAAAUUUGAUCUCAAGGAAUGGGAUAUGGUAGCUGUUAUUCGAGAUCCCCUAGAGAGGUUUGCUUCUGGAUUUGCUGACAAAUGUCUAAGGGAGAAGGUAUGGAAGAGUUAUCCCAGACGAUGUAAUCGUUGCAGAACUGUGAGUCAACCGUUACACUGUUCAUUUCUUGGUUCUAAAUAUAAUUUUCGCUUCUCCAUGAAGAAUUUAACAUGCUUCAUGGAGAGGCAGUAUAGCAGGAUGAUGCACUGGACAACAAAUAUUGAAGCUCAUCGGUCGCCAGAUUUUGACGAUGACCAUUUCUUUCCUCAAAGUUGGCGCUGCGAAUUCCACUCUCAUUUUCACGACUACAAAAUUCUGCACCUCGACACCUCACGGCCAUCAGCGUUCAUCGAUAGCCUUCUUUCCAUAUUUAAGAAGAACAACGUCUCCGACAAAGCUAUCCACUACAUUAAAUCGUCCGUUGUCUCCGGUAGAAAUAGGCACAGUACAGUAGAUACCUUGGAACGGAAGCAAACAAAAGAGGCACUUCUCUCUAACGCGUAUCUCAUCGACCUUCUUAUCAAAAUGUACUAUUAUGAUUUUAUUUUGUUUGGAUAUCCAAUUCCAGCAAUACAACAUAACUGA
Molecule: messenger RNA, 768 nt
Organism: Strongylus vulgaris
Lineage: Eukaryota; Metazoa; Nematoda; Chromadorea; Rhabditida; Strongylidae
Source: the annotation of a GenBank genome assembly